UCCAAAGUGAAUAAAUCAACACCAACAAACAAAAAAUCGAUGACCACAAUGAAUGAAUCAACAAUUGAAAUGAUUGUGUGGAAAACACGACAAACAUAUUGUACUGAUCGUACGAAAAAUGUUCAAUUUCGUAUUAAACAAUUGAAACAAUUACGAAAAUGUUUAACAGAAAAUUAUGACCAAUUUAUGGACGCUUUAUUGGCCGAUUUGGAUAAGUCCAAACCAGAAGCAACAAUUUCCGAAAUGCGUCCAUUGCUCAAUGAUAUUGAUUAUCAAUUGAAUAAUAUUUAUCACCAUACACGAUUACAAUAUACAAAAACUAAACAUAUGACGAAUAUUUUUGAUUCUACAUAUAUUAAAUAUGAACCAUUAGGUGUUGUAUUGAUUAUUAGUCCAUGGAAUUAUCCAUUGAUAUUGUCGAUACGUCCAUUGAUUGGUGCAAUUGUUGCCGGAAAUUGUGCCAUAUUGAAACCAUCAGAAUUAUCACCAAACACUGAAAGAUUGUUGACGGAAUUGACAAAAUAUUUAUUGCCAAAAAUAAAACCAAAUUUACAAUGUUAUCGUAUUGUUAUCGGUGAUGCUGAUGUAUCGACACGUUUGUUGGAAAAUCGUUUUGAUCUAAUAUUCUUUACCGGUUCACCAAUGAUUGGUAGAAUUGUUUAUAAUGCUGCUAGUAAAUUUCUAACACCUUGUGUAAUGGAAUUGGGCGGUAAAAAUCCAGUAUAUCUAGAUAAUAAUGUGACCGAUUUCAAUGAAUCAGCCAAACGAAUUCUUUGGGCAAAAUGUGUAAACAAAGGACAAACAUGUAUUGCACCGGAUUAUUUAAUAUGUACGAAAAAAGUUCAGGAUCGUUUCGUUAGAUUGAUACCAGAAUUUUUGCAACAAUUUUAUGGUUCAGAUGCAAGUAAAUCACCAUUUUAUGGCCGUAUUGUUAAUCGUAAAAAUUUUGAACAUUUAAAAAUACUUUUGGAAUCAACUAAAGAAAAAAUUGUCAUCGGUGGCCAUAUCGAUGUGAUGACUGGUUUUUUCCCCAUUACAAUAAUGGCUAAUGUUACAUUCAAUGAUCCAAUAAUGCAAAAAGAAAUAUUCGGACCAAUAUUACCGAUUGUCACUGUUGAUUCAUUAGAUGAAGCAUUGGCAUUGAUCAAACAGAAUGAAAAACCAUUGUCCAUAAAUGUUUUCACCAAUAAUGAUCAUGUAUUUGAAAGAUUUCAAAAUGGAAUAAGCGGUUCCAUUGUGAAGAAUGAUUUAUUUUUUAAUCUACUUGUCAAUGAAUUACCAUUCGGUGGUGUUGGUAAUUCAGGAUUCGGUAAUUAUUUUGGCCCAUAUUCAUUUCCAACAUUUUCACAUGCAAAAAGUGUCAUGAUAAAACGACAUAAUUUUAUCACCAAUAUUUUAAUGAAAAGACGUUAUCCACCACAUAGUGAUGCAAAUCUUCGGCUUUUUAAUUUUCUAUUGGCACGUAAUUUUAUCGAUGAUAUUGAUUUUUGCGCCACAUUCCGUUAUCUUCUGUCAUUCGUGAUUGGUGUGCUGAUCACAUUGUUGGUCGUAUAUUAUUCGGAUGAAAUUUUUUGACAAAAAAAAACCAAUUUCGACGAAAAAAAAAUGAAUAUGAAUCUUGUUUUUUUUUGUCAUCCAAAAUGGCUAAUAAAAAUUCAUGUUUUUUUUGCUUUGUUUUUGGUAUCCAAAAGAUUUACAGAAUCAAAUAAAUCAUUUGCCAUGUUUCAAAAAA
Messenger RNA from Dermatophagoides farinae (American house dust mite), 1732 nucleotides. Lineage: Eukaryota; Metazoa; Arthropoda; Arachnida; Sarcoptiformes; Pyroglyphidae. The record is from RefSeq and is a predicted model, not a curated record.